UUCUAGCCACAGUUUACCGGUUGCCUUCUGACCGACAGAUCGAACACGCCAAUCGAGCGCAGUGCACUCAAUCAAGUGAACACACAACACAAUAUCCCGAAUAUUCCGCAUAUCCCGAAUCGGCAGGAAGUGGCAGGAUAUCGAAUCUGCGAGCCAGUGUCAAGUGUUUAAGUGCGAAACCCGAAGAGGAAAUACCCAUCCAUCCAGCAGCAUGUUUAAGUUUGUGUGCCUGUUUGCGCUGAUCGCCUCCACGGCGGCGGCUGCCUCGGAAGCGGACAGCCUGCUGACCAGCGCCCUCAAAAUGGUCAAGGAUUGCGGCGAGCGCUCGAUGGUCCUGUGCAUGAAGGAGCGCGCCCUGCACUAUUUCGACACCGAAAACGGAGAUGUGCGGCUGACUGAGGGCAUUGCCCUGGUGAAAACCGAUGAGAUCCCGGUGGGUCGUUCCCUCAACGACAUGCAGCUGCCCGAGGAGGUGGAGGCCAGGGAGGCCGAGGUGGACUCCCUGCUGGUGGAGCGCGUGGCCCGCUUCUUCGGCACACACACGCUGCAGUUCAAGGUGCCCAAGGACUCCAUCCAGGACAUGCAGCGCGCCCUCGAGGAAUCUCGUGGCAAGAAGAAGGAGAAGAAGAAGUACCUGAUGCCCCUGUUGAUGCUCUUCAAGCUGAAGAUGGCCGCCCUGCUGCCUUUGGCCAUCGGCUUCCUGGCCCUGAUCUCCUUCAAGGCCCUGGUCAUCGGCAAGAUCGCCCUGCUGCUGUCCGGCAUCAUUGGGCUGAAGAAGCUGCUGGAGUCCAAGAAGGAGAAUUACGAGGUGGUGGCGCACCCGCACUACGAGCACGAGCACAGCUAUGGACGUUCGCUGCCCGUGGAGGACUCGCAAGCCCAACAGCUGGCCUACGCGGCGUAUAAGCAAUAAGCUGGAAGCUACUUGAUUUGCCAAAUAAUUGAAUGCUGAAUGCUGAGGCAACCAUCAGUGCAAUACUCGGAGGGCCGUCUAAUUUAUUCUAUUUAUUUAAUUUAUUUGUAUAGCAUAGUUCAUGCCAGGCUUACACACACACACACACACUCACACAUAGUAAGGCGCCAUCAAGAGAAAUAGAAAACAGAAUGUAGAGCUCAGAGCCCACAGCAAAUAGGUCUAAGAAACAAUCAGCUGGGGGCUGCAGCCGAGGGGCUGACCUGGCGUCGUCGUUUAAUCCUAAUCUUAAAAUGAAUGCUAACUUUUGUAUUAAUACUCAGAGCUUUACUGUUGGCCACUGCCUCAAAACUCUACGCUUACUACCUGACUCAACUCAACCUAAACUAAACUAUUAAACUAAACUGCCUAACUCUAAACUACAGCUAGGCGCGGGUAUUAGCCCCCUUGGCCAAGCCCCUUCACACAAAUCAAUAAAAGCAAUGCCGCAUUUAUCUCGAACCGA
This is a messenger RNA of Drosophila gunungcola (fruit fly), 1418 nucleotides long. RefSeq lists its product as uncharacterized. NCBI's taxonomy places the organism in Eukaryota, Metazoa, Arthropoda, Insecta, Diptera, Drosophilidae. Bases 212 to 913 code for a protein of 233 amino acids. The record is from RefSeq and is a predicted model, not a curated record. The transcript has 3 exons.